Messenger RNA from Xiphophorus couchianus (Monterrey platyfish), 3903 nucleotides. RefSeq lists its product as uncharacterized. Gene Ontology annotation, molecular function: protein-membrane adaptor activity. The record is from RefSeq and is a predicted model, not a curated record. The transcript is spliced from 16 exons. Gene Ontology annotation, cellular component: nuclear envelope; meiotic nuclear membrane microtubule tethering complex. Lineage: Eukaryota; Metazoa; Chordata; Actinopteri; Cyprinodontiformes; Poeciliidae. Bases 317 to 2110 code for a protein of 597 amino acids.
UUGACUACUGUCAACAAGCGGCGAAGCGAAGCCAUCCCAACAACCGUCAGUGCUUGCACCGCAGCUGUACUCUGCUGUCACGGUGUCCAAAAUUAAAGCCUAAAUUAAUGAAAUACAGCGCAGUUUAACUUUAGCUUCGGCUAUUUCGUAGCAGAAACUUGAGCGGGAUUAUGACGUUUUAAACGAAGCUUAAUGGUUGAGUCUUACCUUCCGAGGAGAGGAUUAUCAUCUCCUGAGCAACUGGAAACUGACAGUUGUGUUGGCUGUUAGCGACUUGUUCUGUUUAUCUGCGGCAGACGGCUCUACAUGACGAGUCAUGGCUCGUAGGAGUUCUCGCCUGGUGUCUGGUGGCUACUACCAUUCAGAUGAGGAAUCCGACUCCAGCAGUGUGACCAACAUAUCCUACAGAGAAAACCCUGUCAAGGUUUUCAAGAAGAAGUCCGGAGGUCGGAGGUCGGCUUCCCGCACCAGCAGCAACGGCAGUUCUGCCAGCCCAGAAACUCCGGUCCCUGAGCCAGGUCUGACGGCAAGGAGCGCUCCCACCCUGUCGCCCCUGAGGAGCGUCACCUUCGCCCCCACGGCGCCGACCCCUCGGCCGGCUCUGACUCCGUCGUCUCCUCAGAACCACACGUCCAAGCAAUGCCACUCGAUGACCCCGGAGAGGAGCCCUUCUCCUGGCCACUGCGACGCCGGCCUGCCGCCCCUACAGCACGAAUCCAAAAGCAAGGAGCAGAGUCAAAGUGGCGCCGACAGCUCAGGGUACUCGUCCGCAGAGGGCCCCUACAGGAAGCCUUCACCUGCCACCAGCACAACCAGAACCCCACCCGGCAGUAGCGGUGCAGCUCCCAGUCCAGGAUACAGAAGCAGGAUCAAUGAUGCCUUUUCUAAUCUAAUGAAUUCAGCCUCAGUGAUGGCUGCUCAUGCACACAGAAAAGUGCUUCAUGUCACAUCUUCAGCUAACAAUUCAGUCAGGGAGCGGACGAAGAAGGCUCUCCUGCUGGCUCUCCUGCUCCUCAUCAUACUUAUGUGUAUUUGGUUGCUCCUUCCUUUGUUCACCUCUUUCGUCGUUCGCACACAACCCGGGAUUCGACCCAGCACCAUCCCCAUACCUGUGGUGGAUUCAGACGUCGUUUCUGCUGCUGUACAAGUAAAGAUGCAAGAUUUCCUGGUGGAGCUUCAGCGGAAACAGGAACAGCUUCUCUGCCAGCUGAAGGAGAAACAUCAGCUGGACGUGGAUUUCUUGAAGGAGAAGAUCGAGGCAGCGGACUCUGACAUCCGCCGCCAUCUGGAGCAGGAGGUUUCUGGUCUGGGGAAGCAGAUGGAAGAUCAUCAGAUGGACAGCCGCUCCGCUGCCGCCAGCCUCAGCCUCAAGAUCCAAACUCUGGAGACCCAGAACGCCAAGUUGUCCCAGGAGCUGUCCUCCAUGCAGGUGACGCCAGCUCCAGACUCCGUCCACAACCAGCUCACACCAGAGCUCCAGCUAGCCAUGGAGAAGUGGCUCACUGAUCGCAUCCAGGAACAGGAAGCGAACAGGCUGGAGGUCAAAGUGGACUGCAAGGAGUGUAGACGUCCAGAGGCGGACAAAAUGCCUGACUUUGCUCUUGAGACUCAAGGUGCCAGCAUCGUCAGCACACGGUGUUCAGAGACGUAUCGCAUUCGCUCGGCGUGCAUCACUCUCUUUGGUUUCCCUCUCUGGUAUCCGUCUGAGAGCCCGCGCACCGUCAUCCAGGGUUACCCGGUGCUGCUCCCUGGGAAAUGCUGGGCGUUCCACGGCGUCCAAGGCACCCUGGUCGUCUCUCUGUCUCACCCCAUCAGGAUAAGUCAUGUGACUCUGGACCACCUGCCUCGCUACAACUCCCCCACCGGCCACAUCGACUCGGCACCAAAAGACUUUGAAGUCUACGGAUUGAAAAAUGACACAGAAGAAGGAGCGCUGCUCGGGGCGUUUUUUUAUGAUGAAGACGGAGCGUCAACUCAGACGUUUAAACUGCCUAACCCCAGUGACGAGGUGUAUCGGUUCGUGGAGCUGCGAGUUCUCUCCAACUGGGGUCACGUCGAAUACACGUGUCUUUACCGGUUCCGUGUCCACGGAAUGCUCGCCUACGUUUGAGAAUCCCUUUGCAUCACGUGUUUAAAGACAUGAAAGUUCUCCCUUGUUGUCCAAUGAGUAAAGGACUCAUUUCUACUGAAAAGGUGUUGAGUAAUGUUACUCCUGUUCCAGCUGUCUGUAAAGCAGCAGGGUUUUUUUGCAGUGUUUUUUUUUUUUUUUGGUAAUAUUAAAGUUAGAGGAGCUCUUUGUGCAGCGCACAGUUAGCUUAGCGGACAGAAGAAUGAAGUUUGCCCAAACGUCUGCCUGGUGAAACCUUUUGGUAGCAUGAGGUUCUGGUAACUUUCUGCUUACAAUCAUGAGCGUGCCACUAGGUAAUUUUUAAUAUUUUGCUAUUGAUUAUUUCUAUUUAUGAGUAUUUUCCUGCUUCAUGGUUCAGUGUGCUAGCGUACGCCAGAAUUUUCUUCUAAUUAAGUUGAUAAGUGGUGUUUUUUUUUUGUUGUUUUGCUAGUUUUUGAUUAUUAAACAACUGAGCAAGGCUGAAUUAAUAAAUAAUAUUGUGGCACAAAUAAGAUGUCAAAACUAAAAGAAAAAAUGCAUAUUGUGACUAACAGGUUCUGUCCGUGUUGGACGCCUUUUUGAAAUUAAUUUUUUAUUUUUGUCUCACCGCCCUGCUCUAUCACAUUUUGAGUAAGAAUCAUGGCAGGCAGCAGGGGAGCAUAUUUAAUCAGUAUUGUUUCUUAUUGAGGUCAAUUCUGGAAAAAAGAAAAAAGUAAAAUAUGCAGUUUUGUGUGAUUAUAUUUUGCACUCUUUUAGGAGACUCUAGUGUGCUUAUUUACUUUCUGGUACUUGAAAUACUUGAACAUCUUUUUUAAUAGACGCCAUGCUAAUCGCAUGAAAUAUCUCUUUCCAUUUCCUUGUACUGAGGAGUUUAUAGGAACUUUUCAAGCUAAAAUGCUUCCUUAUUCGUUAGACAAAAAUAUAAUUUAUAAAUUUAUAUUAUCUGCUUUGACUACAACUGCAUUCUUAAGUCGUUAAAAAUUCUCCGAAACAAAUCCAAAUUUUAAUUAAUUGGCAGAACUGCCAGUACCUUUUGUUUUGCAUGUCAUAUAGCAUAUUUAGACAUGAGUCAGAAGAGAUCUGCAUUAGAUAUGAUGGAAAAUAAUUUAUUCCUACCCACCUUUUCAAAUCUAGACAAAAAAUAAACUCAGGAUCUGUUUCUCCUCAGAGAUCGUAGCACAGGUUUGAGAUUGCUUCAAAGCUUAAGGUGAUUUGUAUUUAUUUUUAUACAUGUCUGACUCGUUACCACCCAUUUUUGAAAGCUACUGCACAAAUAGAAUCAAAUAGGGCGGCGGGUAAAGUCUAACCGAAGUGUUACUUUUUAAAACAGAUAGCCAAUUUUGUGUCUUUCAUCCUCAUAUUAAAGAGCAAAGAACUGAAGUAAAGAAACUCUUUGCUUAAUCGCCCUUUUUAUUUUUUUAUCAGUUAAGUAAACUGAUUAUCCCUGAAUAUGCUUUACUAAAAAAUGAAUGUCUUACAUCUUUACAACAUAAUACUUGCGUUUAUGUUGUAAAUGUUUUAUUGUUUUUUUUAUUUUUACGGUACGUUGAGUUCUUUUACUGGCCUUCCUGUCUCGACAACUCAACAUAUGUAACUCUUCCUAAGCUUUUGCAUAAAUAAAUCUGUGUGAGAAAGUUGGGGGGGUGGAAACGCAUCAUAUUUUUGAUUUUUUUUUUUCUGUUCUCCUUCAUAAAAACAAAGCAGAAAAAUUACCCAGCUGCUUCAAUUUUGAAAUGCAGACUCCGUUAAACUAGAACAUUUGAUAAGGUUGUUGUUUAAUAAAGGAUUAUAACAUC